GUAGCCUACGCAGGAUCUGUGAAGCUGUCUCAAGAGGAAUGGACAGAUGACUACAAGAAUCCAAACAGCGACGCCUACAAGGUUCUUGCUUCAAAAGUGGAGAAGUCGGUAUGAAUGCAAUUUCGUUCGAACGUCGAAAACUGAACGCAUAAAAAAACCGUGUUGUAAGUUUGAAUUUCUUGACAGCCAAGCCUCUCGAAAGAAGUAAGCCACUAGACGUGUUUUUGAACGUGCCUUGAAUUGUUCCUUUUUAUUUUUCAAUUGAAACCGCAAAACCUUAUGGCGAAUCGUUUUUAUUUAAAAUUAAUCUACUUAACUUUCGACCUUAUAAGCUAGUGCAUGUUUUGGGUUUGCAUGCAGAAAAGUGACCUGGGAUACUAAACUUUAAAUUUCAGGUCAGCUUUGAAUAUAAGAAUGUGGAGCUCUUUUAUUUAAUAAAUUUAAUAAAUGCCAUUUUGUGCUUCGUCAGAUAAGAGAAGUGUACUCUGGCGUAGAUAAAGCAUCUCUAGCAUUUUCCAAUGCCAUGGUUACAGGAUUUAGGUAUGCUUCUAGAUUUUUAAUAUAAUGCUUAAGCCUUGAAUGUUAAAAUAUCUGAUGUAACACUUCACAUGUAUUUAAAAGAACGAUGAUUUUGUCAUAUGUUCUUUGGCUUUCGCUGAAAGUUGAACAGUUUUCUGCAAAACUAAUCUCAAGCAAAGUUUCAACGUUAUGCAUGUAUAGGUUUUAUUCGUUCGAUAAAAUGUUGCAACUUUUAAAGCAUUCACCAAAGACAAGUCCAAAGGACUUAGGGAAGGUAAGUUUUAAAUUGUGGGUGGGAGUGAGCCAGGAAGGGGAGGGUCCCCAGUAAUUUAUUUAUUUAUUUAUUUAUUUAUUUAUUUAUUUAUUUAUUUAUUUAUUCAUUGUAUUUUAUUUUUCCACUUCAGACGUGGAAGCGUUAUAGUGCUGUUCAAUUUGACGUUUACACGUGAUAUUGCUGAUGAGCUUGGUGCAAACGUCACCCGUAACCUGGUGAAGGCCGUUCAAAGUGGAAGCCUAGGCGGACUAGCUGUUGAUCCAAAUUCACUUACAAUAACACAGUCUGGUGGGUAGAGAAAUUUUUUUUAUUAUUUAUUUAGUUAUUUUUUUUUUUUUGACAAAGCAUUAUCUGCAGAUGUUGUAACCAACGCUGUAAAUAAGCGGUUUAAAACUGUUUCAAAUUUUGGUUGCAUGUGUAGCUGUUGUUCCAAACUCUAAAACAGCAGACACACAUGAAUUACUGUUGUGAAACGUUUAUUUAAUUAAUCCCUGCUUGAGCCAUAUAACAAACAGUUGCUGAUUCCCACUGCUCAUUACCUUCGUUUAAUUUAGUUAGGGAGUAAUGAUAGUGAUUUUUCGCCUCUUAGCCAUCCAUCCAUCUUUAACCGAGAAAGAAGAAAAACUAUUAUUCGUAAAACUGUUAGAGAACAAGUUCAUCGAGCCGCCCCUGACCUGAUGUUGUCAAGAUUAGUCCUUUUUUUGUUUGUUUGUUUGUUCUUUGUUGUUGUUGUUGUUGUUGUUGUUGAAUUUGGUUUGUUCUUCUGUACAUAUAUUGAUUUUAAAACAAUCAUAUUUCUGUUUUUAUUUCCUUUUUCAGCUGGGAAUGGGAAUACAGGGAACCACGUGACAGCUGCAGCGCGCACUGGGGGUAGGUACUCUCCUUUU
This is a messenger RNA of Porites lobata, 1680 nucleotides long. NCBI's taxonomy places the organism in Eukaryota, Metazoa, Cnidaria, Anthozoa, Scleractinia, Poritidae. The record is from the annotation of a GenBank genome assembly.